Owenia fusiformis is the source of this 6889-nucleotide messenger RNA. The record is from the annotation of a GenBank genome assembly. Lineage: Eukaryota; Metazoa; Annelida; Polychaeta; Sabellida; Oweniidae.
AACUGGUGGUUGUAGUAUUGUUUUUACGUGUGUUGAUGUAUUGUCGAGUGGGCCUUUCUAAAAACCACGAGCCCGGGUAGAAUUUUCGGAAAAUUAUACCUGCACUUUAGAAAUGAGAGGAGAUAGUCAGCAAGGACUUAACUACUAUGUUGAUAAGGAUGGAAAUGGUGGCAGUGGAGGGAACAGUGGCUGUUAUAUUACUACGGUCACCGGUUUCAUCCUGGUGCUGCUUGCAAUUGCUAUUGCCGUUGGUGUUGGCCUGAUUGUCUUCUUCGCAUCACCUUCUAAAGAACAAAAGUGCAUCUGUGAGUACCCAGAAAUCCCGGAUACUGGCACAACUGCCCCGCUUACAUGGGAAUCUGUCUGCAAGAACCUGACGGAUGCUGGGAAGGACUCGUGUACAAUGGGUCUGCCAUGCCCAAAUGGUCCGGACGUUGGCGGUACAGCUACGACUACGACUACGACUACGGCACCAACUACAAAACCCACCGUUGAUGUACGAUUGCCUACUAACCUACACCCUCACCAUUACAAGGUGGAACUUUACCCUGAUAUGUACAAACAAAACCCUGAAGAUUUUGAGUUCACCGGGAGUGUUGAAAUACUGUUAGAAUGCAAGGAGCCCACUGAUGAAGUUAUUUUCCAUAUAAAAGCGCUAACAAUCGAUGAUGCGUCCAUUGAAUUUAGUGAAGCCAAUGGGGCAGCUGAUGGGCCCAAAAAGCAAGGGCAAUUUGAAGAAGAUGAAGAGAGGCAAUUUUUCAUUCAGAAGUUGGAUAAACCAAUGGUUAAAGGCAAGAACUAUACCAUUAAGAUGACAUUUAGAGCUCCGUUAACAAAGGGUCUAGCUGGUCUUUAUUUAUCUUCCUACGAAGAAGGUGGUGUGACAAAGUACCUUGCCACCACCCAGUUUCAACCGACUGAUACUAGAAGGGCUUUUCCCUGUUUUGAUGAACCUGGGGUGAAAUCAACCUUCGAUAUCACACUUGUGAGGAAAGAAGCAAUGGUCUCAUUGUCAAAUAUGGAAAUCAAACAGACAGAGAAUAGAGCUGGUGGCCUAAAGGCAGAUGUCUACCAAACAACAGUUAUAAUGCCUACUUACCUUUUGGCUUUUGUUGUGUGUGACUUUGACAAAUCUGAAGGUGUUACUACAAGUGGUACAAAGUUUCGAGUGUGGUCUCGAAAAGAGGCAGUAAAUCAGACAAGGUAUGCACUUGGCACAGGAAUAGCAAUACUUGAAUAUUUUGAGGACUAUUUUGAUGUGGAUUUCCCUUUACCAAAACAAGAUAUGAUAGCUGUUCCCGAUUUUGCUGCUGGAGCGAUGGAGAAUUGGGGGUUGAUCAUUUACAGGGAGACGGCAUUGCUCUAUGAUAAUACUGGGUCAUCUGCCUCAAACAAACAGCGGGUUGCAGUUGUCGUCUCUCAUGAACUGGCACAUCAGUGGUUUGGUAACCUGGUGACGCCUGGAUGGUGGGAUGACCUUUGGCUAAAUGAAGGCUUUGCCAGCUAUGUAGAAUAUCUAGGGGUUGACUUUGUACAUCCUGAAUGGAAAAUGAUGGAACAGUUUGUGGUCGAAGAUCUUGAAGAUGUGUUCAAGCUUGAUGGUCUGGCUUCAUCACAUCCAGUUUAUGUCCCAGUAGGCCAUCCUGAUGAAAUAAAUGAGAUUUUUGAUAGAAUAUCAUACGCUAAGGGCGCUUCAAUAAUUAGAAUGAUGAACAACUUCUUGACCGAGGGUACAUUCAGAAAAGGACUUGCGAAUUACUUGAGAGAUAAUGCAUAUGGCAACACCCAUCACACUGACUUGUGGAACUCUUUGACAGAUCAAGCUACAUCAGAGGGUAAAGACAUCAAUGUUGGCGAGAUAAUGAACACAUGGGUGCGUCAGAUGGGCUACCCAGUUGUGACAGUAUCACGAAAUGGGGCGUCAGCAGAGGCUGUUCAGAAACAUUAUCUCCUCGACCCUUCACAAACACCAGAUUCGAAAUAUCCAAGUGCUUAUAACUACAUUUGGAAAAUUCCGCUUAGUUUUACUACAAAAUCUGAAAGUAAUUUCACGGAUCCUCCAAUGAUAUGGAUGAAUGAAGAAACAAAAUCUCUGAAUGAGCUCACGACUGAUACAAAUGACUGGCUUUUGGUGAACGUCAACCAAAUGGGCUACUACAGGGUUGACUAUGAUACAACUAACUGGAACGCCCUCAUUAGCCAAUUAAAAGACAACCACACGGCAAUUCAAGGGAGGAAUCGUGCACAACUCAUCGAUGAUGCAUUCAGUCUUUCAAGGGCAGGCAUCCAUAAUGUCGACAUCACCAUGGCGAUGCAGACAACAAAUUACCUUAUAAAUGAGCGGGAAUACAUACCAUGGUGGGCAGCGAUAGAAAACCUCCGCUAUAUAACCCAGAUGCUCGGCAGCACGGGAAGCUAUGGGGAUUAUAAUAAAUAUAUCUUGGAACAAAUAUUACCUCUUUACGACUUUGUUGGCUGGAAUGACUCCUUGACCAAUGACCCCCAUCUUGAGCAAUUCACAAGAAGUCUGGCUAUAUCUCAAGCCUGUGCCAGGGGAUACCAGGAAUGUAAAGACCAGGCUUCUGAGCUGUAUAAAGAAUGGAUGGAUUCACCUGACGACAAUAAGAUAUCGCCCAACCUGAAGGGUACUGUUUACUGCAACGCUAUAGCGAAUGGAGGAAUAGAGGAGUGGGAUUUUGCCUUCGAAAGGUUUCAGAAUGAAAACCUAGCAGGUGAAAGAGUUCGGCUUCUUCAGGGCAUGGCUUGCUCGACCCAACCUUGGAUUCUCAGUCGGUAUUUAUCAUGGAGUAUUGACGAGAGGUACAUUAGGAAACAAGAUGCUGUGGCAGUAUUGGUAUACAUAUCAAGGAACAGAAUUGGUCUACCACUUGUUUGGGACUUCGUCAGGGCGCAGUGGAAUUACAUAUUUGAUGAGUAUGGAAAGGGAGCCUUCUCAUUCACAAAUCUUAUUAAUGGGAUCACUGAAACAUUCAACACAGACUUUCAACUCCAAGAGGUGAAAAGUUUCAUGGAUGCGAAAGCUGCUAUUAACAAGCUAGGAUCUGGCCAGCGAGCGUUCGAACAAGUUUUGGAAAAAACAACCAGUAACAUCAAAUGGAUGGAGAAUAAUUACGAUAAACUAAAAAUCUGGCUUCAAAACAGUACUGGCCCCGACUUUGGUGGCACAACUACGGCACCAACCACAAAACCAAACAUUGAUGUACGAUUGCCUACUAACUUACACCCUCACCAUUACAAGGUGGAACUCUACCCUGAUAUGUACAAGCAAAACCCUGAGGAUUUUGAGUUCACAGGGAGUGUUGAAAUACUGCUAGAAUGCAAGGAGCCAACUGAUGAAGUUGUUUUCCAUAUAAAAGCGCUAACAAUCGAUGAUGCAUCCAUUGAAUUUAGUGAAGCCAGUGGCGCGGCUGAUGCACCCAAAAAGCAAGGACAAUUUGAAGAAGAUGAAGAAAGGCAAUUUUUCAUCCAGAAACUGGAUAAACCAAUGGUUAAAGGCAAUAACUAUACCAUUAAGAUGGCAUUUAGAGCUCCUUUAACAAAGGGUCUAGCUGGUCUUUAUUUAUCUUCCUACGAAGAAGGUGGUGUGACAAAGUACCUUGCCACCACCCAGUUUCAACCGACUGAUACCAGAAGGGCUUUUCCCUGUUUUGAUGAACCUGGAGUGAAAUCAACCUUCGAUAUCACACUUGUGAGGAAAGAACCGAUGGUGUCAUUGUCAAACAUGGAGAUCAAACAGACAGUGGACAGAGCUGGGGGCCUAAAGGCAGAUGUCUACCAAACAACAGUUAUAAUGCCUACUUACCUUUUGGCUUUUGUUGUGUGUGACUUUGACAAAUCUGAAGGUGUUACUGCAAGUGGAACAAAGUUUCGCGUGUGGUCUCGAAAGGAGGCAGUAAAUCAGACAAGGUAUGCACUUGAUACAGGAAUAGCCAUACUCGAACAUUUUGAGGACUAUUUUGAUGUGGAUUUCCCUUUACCAAAGCAAGAUAUGAUAGCUGUUCCCGAUUUUGCUGCUGGAGCGAUGGAGAAUUGGGGGUUGAUCAUUUACAGGGAGACGGCAUUGCUCUAUGAUAAUACUGGUUCAUCUGCCGCAAACAAACAGCGGGUUGCAGUUGUCGUGUCUCAUGAACUGGCACAUCAGUGGUUUGGUAACCUGGUGACGCCUGGAUGGUGGGAUGACCUUUGGCUAAAUGAAGGCUUUGCCAGCUAUGUCGAAUAUCUAGGGGUUGACUUUGUACAUCCUGAAUGGAAAAUGAUGGAGCAGUUUGUGGUCGAAGAUCUUGAAGAUGUGUUCAAGCUUGAUGGUCUGGCUUCAUCACACCCACUUUAUGUACCAGUAGGCCACCCCGAUGAGAUAAACGAGAUCUUUGACAGAAUAUCAUAUGCCAAAGGCGCUUCAAUAAUUAGAAUGAUGAACAACUUCUUGACCGAGGAUACAUUCAGAAAUGGACUUGCAAAUUAUUUGAAAGAUAAUGCAUAUGGCAACACGCAUCACACUGACUUGUGGAACUCUUUGACAGAUCAAGCUACAUCAGAAGGUAAAGACAUCGAUGUUGGCGAGAUAAUGAACACAUGGGUGCGUCAGAUGGGCUACCCAGUUGUGACAGUAUCACGAAAUGGGGCGUCAGCAGAGGCUGUCCAGAAACACUACCUCCUCGACCCUUCACAAACGCCAGAUCCGAAAUAUCCAAGUGCUUAUAACUACAUUUGGAAAAUUCCGUUAAGUUUCACUACAAAAUCUGAAAGUAAUUUCACGGAUCCUCCAAUGAUAUGGAUGAAUGAAGAAACAAAGUCUCUAAAUGGGCUUCCGACUGAUACAAAUGACUGGGUUUUGGUGAACGUCAACCAAAUGGGCUACUACAGGGUUGACUAUGAUACAACUAACUGGAACGCCCUCAUUGGCCAAUUAAAUGUCAGCCACACGGCAAUCCAAGGGAGGAAUCGUGCACAACUCAUUGACGAUGCAUUCAGUCUUUCAAGGGCAGGCAUCCAUAAUGUCGACAUCACCAUGGCGAUGCAGACAACAAAUUACCUUAUAAAUGAGCGGGAAUACAUACCAUGGUGGACAGCAAUAGAAAACCUCCGCUAUAUAACCCGGAUGCUCGGCAGCACGGGAAGCUAUGGGGAUUAUAAUAAAUAUAUCUUGAAACAAAUAUUACCUCUUUACGACUUUGUUGGCUGGAAUGACUCCUUGACCAAUGACCCCCAUCUUGAGCAAUUCACAAGAAGUCUUGCUAUAUCUCAAGCCUGUGCCCGAGGAUACCAAGAAUGUAAAGACCAGGCUUCCGCGCUGUAUAAAGAAUGGAUGGACUCACCUGACGACAAUAAGAUAUCGCCCAACCUGAAGGGUACUGUUUACUGCAACGCUAUAGCGAAUGGAGGAAUAGAGGAGUGGGAUUUUGCCUUCGAAAGGUUUCAGAAUGAAAACCUGGCCGGUGAAAGAGUUCGGCUUCUUCAGGGCAUGGCUUGCUCAACUCAACCUUGGAUUCUCAGUCGAUAUUUAUCAUGGAGUAUUGACGAGAGGUACAUUCGGAAACAAGAUGCUGUGGCAGUAUUGGUAUACAUAUCAAGGAACAGAAUUGGUCUUCCACUUGUCUGGAACUUCGUCAGGGCGCAAUGGGACUACAUAUUUGACGAGUAUGGAAGGGGAUUCUUCUCAUUCACAAGUCUUAUAAAUGGGAUCACUGAAACGUUCAACACGGAGUUCCAACUCCAAGAGGUGAAAAGUUUCAUGGAUGCGAAAGCUGCCAUUAAUAAACUAGGAUCUGGCCAGCGAGCGUUCGAACAAGUUUUGGAAAAAACAUCAAGCAACAUCAAAUGGAUGGAAAAUAAUUACGACAAAUUAGGAACUUGGCUUCAAGAAAACAGUUAACUUGUAAACAGCAAUUGAGUGGAUCUAUUUGCUCAUUUUGCAUGGAACAAUGAUAUCAUACAAUAAUUGUAUGCAGUGGUAUCUACUGUAUAAGUGCUAGAUUUGUGUGUAACAACGUGAAUAAAUGCCACUUCAAUUAACUGACCGAAGCAAGACAAACACUGCUGUCAAAACUAUAUAAGAAAUAAAUAGACCAUUUAAUUAUAAAAUGGUACCAAAUGCAAGAUGGAGUGACUGAAAAAUUUAUACAGGGUGUUUCAAAUUCAUGAUGAAUGCUCCUCCUCUACCAGAUAACAUACCCCAUUGUUAUAAGCCUUAAUCUCUCCCAGACCGAAAAUGAAUUUUUGAACUUACGUUUGGUAGUCACCCUCAUCCAACUGCUCGAUUAAUGGCUCAUGUUUGUUAUCGAUUUAAUAAAAGGAGCGGAUCCAUCGAAUGUUAUAUUUUGUACAUUAUUACAAUAGAUAAAUUGGUUCUUCCAGGCCUUAAUUGUCGGUUGAGUAGGAGCGGUCAUUAACACCCUGUAUUUGACGUAAAACACAUUCAGAGAAUCAUAACAUUUUCAUUUCUAUAUGUUUCUACAUAUGUUUAUAACUAACAAUUACGUAAAUGAUAAUAACGAAUAACAAUUGAAUAGUCUCAUUCUAAGUAAUUUUCAAAGUCAAAUUUACAUUUUAUAUGGAAAGAGGCAACGAAAUAUAUUAAUCGUAUUGCUGUAUUAUUGCUGUAUUAACUGUAUUGCCACUUAUAUAUACAUGGUGGACCAAAACGGAUUCAUAUUUUCAUUUUGCUAAAACAUUUUGAUGAAGCAUAGGUUUCAAAAUAAUUUAACUGGAGAUGCAGCAGUCGAUUAAACAAUCGUUUUCAAAAAUACAUACUUAUCAUAUAAAGUAAUAUUAUAUGUUGUAUUUGGAUGCGAACUGUUAACAAACAAUAAUAAUGUAUGUAAUUUUGGAGUUACAAUUUUACAAUAAUUGUUGAUACGUCAUUUAAAAA